Messenger RNA from Ceratosolen solmsi marchali, 950 nucleotides. Its product is annotated as C-type lectin Cal-like. Bases 94 to 750 code for a protein of 218 amino acids. NCBI's taxonomy places the organism in Eukaryota, Metazoa, Arthropoda, Insecta, Hymenoptera, Agaonidae. The transcript is spliced from 2 exons. The record is from RefSeq and is a predicted model, not a curated record.
GCCAGAGGAUUUAUCAAAUUUGCUCUCAUUCGUAAAAAUUUCCCCGACUUCGUAAGACGACCGUUGCGAAAGUGUAUUUUCUGCAAUAACAACAUGGAGAUUCAGCUGCUGAAUCGAGCAUUCGUCGUUUGUUUUGUGAUGCUGCCGAGGAUGGCUUUUGUCAAAGGCCACGACUUUAAUGUCAAAACUGCGAGCACAACGACGGAAAAGAGUGCACUGGUCGGCUCCCUGGAAAAUAUCGUGACUGAAGUGCAAUCGAUGAAAGCGAGAAUCGAUAAAAUACUUAUUGAAACGUCGACGACUAAUUUCAUCGAGAAAACGCGUCACAAUGUUCUCGCUGAGAAAGGAUAUCGAUUCACAUCCGGUAUUGGAUAUCACAGGCUCUAUACCACAAAAUUAACCUGGCACGAUGCUUUGCAUUUUUGUCGAAAGGAGAAGGCCCACCUUGCUGUUAUCGAUUCAUCCGCCGAAGGACAAGCAUUGGGGGAAAUAAUUAAAGAAUUAAUACCAUCGGAGACCGAUGGCCAAAGUAUUGCCUACAUUGGUAUUCACGAUUACUGCAGAACUGGAUCCUGGAUCACUAUUUUUUUUAAUAUUGUCGAUGAGCAUACAGAAUAUAUUCGCUGGCAAGAGGGAUCGCCGAAUUAUAUUUUUGGCCAAGAACAGUGUGCGGCUAUCGAUACGAACGGUUACAUAUCUACUUUAGAAUGUUUAAGUAAACGAGCCUUUUUUUGCGAAAUGCAACUAUAAAAAUUCUCCUCCGGCUAUUCAAGUUUAUUUAAAUGUAUGAUUAAUGGAUAAUUUAGUUAAUUAAGGAAAUGACAUAGAAAUUAUGUACACCUCUUAUGCUAAAGACAUUUUUAUCGAUAACCUUUGACAUUUGUAAUCCAAGAUAAUAUAUAUCUUAAACUGCUAAAAGAGUAUAAUACAGAAGAGAAGUUAUCAAGUUA